AUGAAUUCAUCAAUAUUUGAAGUUAAUGAUAAUAUAGUUUAUAUCCUAUUCCCAACAAUUUUAACAGCAAUUGUCUUGAUUGUUAAUCAUAAAUAUGGUAUUAGAUUCACAAAGACCAAUAAUCACAAACUGGCAUUCUUGUUAUAUAUUACAUUAGUAUUAAUAACCUUAAGUGGAUGGUAUUUCCUAUUUAAUAAAACAGAUUCAAUACCAUCAUAUAUUAAUAACAAAUCUCCAAUAAGUAAUCGAAUUGAAAAUUAUAAUUUUGAAAGUAUAACGGUUCCAGGAUAUUCAUUUAUAGUAACAGGAAAAGAAAAUAUUGAUGACAAUUUCAAAUGUUCACAAGUUCAAUUUCAUGAUAGAACCAACAUCAAAUCAACUCAACCACUACCUCUCAAUAAGAAAGAUGAUUUGAAGAUUCUCAGAGAUCAAUUAUAUAAACUCAAGGAUGCUCAAGCCAUAUACAAAGCAUUUUUUCUCGAUACGCCAACUGAAAAAGAGCAAGAUNUUUUCCGAGAUCAAUUAUAUAAACUCAAAGAUACUCAAGCCAUAUACAAAGCAUUCUUUCUCGAUAAACCAACUGAAAAAGAACAAGAUAUAUUAAACCGCAAAUG
This is a messenger RNA of Hemisphaericaspora subhashii, 614 nucleotides long. RefSeq lists its product as uncharacterized. NCBI's taxonomy places the organism in Eukaryota, Fungi, Ascomycota, Pichiomycetes, Serinales, Debaryomycetaceae. The record is from RefSeq and is a predicted model, not a curated record. The annotation marks the transcript as partial. The transcript has a single exon.